AUGCCCUUGAAUCGCCCAUCUAUGCAUCGCCCAGCCGACACCCGAGCAAACCAGCCUUUGCUCAAGGAUGACCACAGAGGGCGACUGUCAAACGCCAGCCUGGGCCAUGGGGAGGCAGAGGGCAGGCCCAUGCUACACCAUUCGCGGCGGCCUACAAUUAGGGGUGUGAGCCCGGAGCGCAACGCGGAGCAGGAGACUCGGCGCAAGUACAUGAUCGCGUCGGGAUUCCUGUUGUUGAGUCUGGCUAGUUUCGUGGUGCAGACGGAGACCGCGGUAUAUAUUCAGCAUGAGUUGCACUGGGAUAAACCAUACUGUAUGCUCUAUCUUACACACGGUUCCUGGUCCCUACUUUGGCCGGCACAACUCCUCAUCCUCCGAUUGCAGCAGCGUAAACUCUCAUGGACAGCGUUCUGGCGACGCCAUGUCUAUCUUCUUCGGACGACAGCCAAGAUGGUGGAAGCUCAAUAUCUACACCUCACUUCUCGCGACUCCCAACGAUCACCGGUUCGAUACAUGCUCAAAACGACCGCCUUUGUCACCACCGCCCUCACCAUAGCCGGUGGCUCUUGGUAUGUCGCGGUCAACAUGACAACGGCCAGUGACUUGACCGCGAUCUACAACUGCUCCGCCUUCUUCGCCUAUGCGUUCUCCAUACCCCUACUCAACGACAAGCUUCGCUUUGACAAAGUGUUUGCCGUCGUGGUAGCGAUUGUCGGCGUUCUGGUCGUCGCGUAUGGAGAUAGGGACGAAAGUAAGAAGACUGCAGAUGGUACGGUCGGCAAAGCGCAUGACGAGGCAGAAAAUAGACUCUUCGGGAACAUCAUUAUCGGAGUUGGCAGUGUGCUCUAUGGGUUGUACGAGGUGCUCUACAAGAGAUAUGCUUGCCCUCCAGAGGGCACGAGUCCCGGCCGGAGCAUGAUCUUUGCCAACACUUUUGGCAGUCUCAUUGGGUGUUUCACCCUUCUUGUUCUCUGGAUUCCUCUGCCCAUUCUCCAUAUCCUGGGCUUGGAAACGUUUCGCUGGCCUACUGGUGAAGCUGCAUGGAUGCUUAUGAUCUCUGUCCUUGCUAAUGCUACAUUCUCCGGCUCCUUCCUGGUUCUCAUCUCGCUCACUUCCCCCGUCCUCUCUUCUGUAGCAGCGCUGCUUACCAUCUUCCUCGUCGCCAUCGCCGACUGGCUCCGAACCGGCCAGCCACCCUCCGCCGCGGCUAUCAUCGGCGGUAUCCUUAUCAUUGGUGCCUUCUUCCUGCUAAGUUGGAGCACAUACCGAGAAAUGAACGAAGAGCGCAAGAAGAGCAUGGCAAAUGACCAGUCCGAGUCCGACCUCGAUGAAUAG
Molecule: messenger RNA, 1335 nt
Organism: Aspergillus costaricaensis CBS 115574
Lineage: Eukaryota; Fungi; Ascomycota; Eurotiomycetes; Eurotiales; Aspergillaceae
Exons: 3
Coding region: 1-1335 (444 amino acids)
Biological process (GO): intracellular calcium ion homeostasis
Cellular component (GO): endoplasmic reticulum membrane
Molecular function (GO): enzyme regulator activity
Source: RefSeq, a predicted model, not a curated record